Molecule: messenger RNA, 459 nt
Organism: Erythranthe guttata (spotted monkey flower)
Lineage: Eukaryota; Viridiplantae; Streptophyta; Magnoliopsida; Lamiales; Phrymaceae
Source: RefSeq, a predicted model, not a curated record
AUGACUCUCAUAAUCGACUGUAGGGUCACAAGCGUCUACUCUAAGAAACACAUGCUCGAUCAAAGGACUUAUUGUUGCACUUGCUUUCAUCAAAUGUUUGAAGGAAUGGGACUUGGUGGCUGCAUUCUCCUGGCGCACUACAAGUUCAUAAAGAAGGCAGCAAUGGCAUUCUUCUUCAGUGUGACAACUCCAUUUGGAUUAGCAUUGGGAUUGGGAUUGGCCAGCACAUACAAGGAGAACAACCCUCGAACGUUGAUCACCGUUGAAUUGCUGAACGCGUCAUCUGCAGGGCUGUUGAUCUAUAUGCGUUUUUUAACUUGUUCGUAUCACUUUGGUGGAUCAUUGGCUGUUGAUUUUAUGGGGCCAAAAUUGCAGAGAAGUAUCAAACUCCAAAUCAAGUCUUACAUAGUUGUUCUACUAGGUGCCGGUGGGAUAUCACUCAUUGCCAAAUGGGCUUAA